Messenger RNA from Prinia subflava (tawny-flanked prinia), 3929 nucleotides. RefSeq names its product protocadherin-9-like. Bases 1 to 615 code for a protein of 204 amino acids. Lineage: Eukaryota; Metazoa; Chordata; Aves; Passeriformes; Cisticolidae. The transcript has 3 exons. The record is from RefSeq and is a predicted model, not a curated record.
AUGAAUCCAACAGUCACGGUUUCUAAACGAUUUGCAGCGUCCCAGCGCCGUGUUACAUUUCACCUCCCCGAUGGCUCCCAGGAAAGCUGCAGUGACAGUGGUCUGGGAGACCACGAGCCAGUGGGUGGUGGAACCCUGAUCUCACACCCUCUCCCUCUGGUUCAGCCGCAGGACGAAUUCUACGACCAGGCUUCACCGGACAAGAGGACUGAAGCUGACGGCAAUUCCGACCCCAACUCGGAUGGGCCUCUUGGUCCACGGGGAUUAGCUGAAGCUACAGAGAUGUGUACUCAAGAAUGCCUGGUUUUGGGUCACUCAGACAACUGUUGGAUGCCUCCAAGCUUGGGCCCAUACCAACAGCCGAAGUCUCCUCUCUCCACCUUUGCACCUCAGAAAGAAUGGGUUAAGAAGGACAAACUAGUUAAUGGACACACGUUGACCAGGACCUGGAAAGAAGAUAGCAACAGAAACCAGUUCAGUGAUCGAAAGCAGUAUGGUUCCAGUGAGGGCCACUUCAACACUGGCAACCACAUGACUGACAUUCCUCUGGCCAACUUGAAGUCUUAUAAACAGGCCCCGGGAUCUGUGGAGAGUCCAAAGGAGCACCAGCUAUAAGAAAUGGUUACUUGGACCAAUGACUUUAGCUUACUUAGACUUGCUAAUCCUAUGUGUUUGUCAGAGCUUUAUGUACUGGGUAGACCUCUAGAACUAUGCUUCACCUAGCAGAGAUAUGCAUAUCUUUAUGUUAGCACCGUGGAAGGUAUGAUGUCCUGCAACAUGAAAGAGUGUUUCUACUAGUUGUGUGGUUUUGUUAUAUAGACAUGAUUAAAAUCUGCAGAGAUCUCUCCAGUUUGAAAAUAUACUUUUUUGUUUCUUUGGUUUUUGACCCUGGACUGCUGCUAUGAACAACAGAAGAUGCAUUUGGAGAGUGAGGGAGUGCGAAAGCUUGGUGGAAUGCAAAGAUUGAAGAGAUUGAAAAGCAUAUCCAGUUAGAAAAUUGUGCUUUUGUUGUCACUGAUCUAUGCUGGGACCGUUAUACUUGAGAUCAUAUUGCAAACAAUUGAAGCUGUAAACAUUAAACCUAUUGUGCUAUUAACAAUGUUAGUGGACACUUGUAAGUCAAUCAGCGUUCAAAUACUUGUAAAUAGCAACAAUUAUUACUUACAAUUUUUGUGUACUUAUAAUGUUCACUUGAAAAGAUACUGUAGCAUAUUUCUGUGUUUCACAGUUGCUUUUUAAUUUCUUUCGUUUUCUUGUUUUGCUUUUAUUUUCAGUGAUGGUGUUUCUGUGUUAGUAGUCUGUCUGACACACAAUAUUCCAAGAAACUCAAGCCACUUGUACUAAAAGUGAAAAGAGUGAUGGGGUGGGAAAAAAAGGCUGCUUGUAGAAAAGGAAAAAAAAAAACAACCCUUUUUUUCUAUGUAGUAGCAAAUGAUGCCAGCAUUCAGUUAGAAUUUCUUCUUUUUUUUUUUUUAUUUAAUAUUAAGAAAUGAAAGGACUUGUGUAAGGGCUUAAAAACUUAGUAAUUUUUGUUUAAUUUCCAUUGUGUUUCAUAAAACAGGGAAAUUGCAAAACAAAAGAAUAUUAAAUGUGUGGUGGUGGGCAAGGGAGAAAGCUAGUUGUUUGGGAUCCUUGAUCAAAUUAGCCAUAGUGUGUCAUUUAAUGAGUGGUAGCUGAUGUUGAUCCCAGCUGAAAUAUGUGGAGGAAAUUCUACGGGAACAAAAUACAAUAAUAAUGUUUUUCCAGUUGGGCAGGUGUGUGUCUAUACCUAAGACAGUUUGUAUUGCUGAGACAGCUGCAGUUGUGUUGACCUUCAUCUGCGUUAACGUUGUAGUUACACGAGUGUUUUUAGACCAUAGCCACAGAAUAUUUAAUGUGUUGUGCCUUCAUGAUGUAACAGAGCAUUCUCCUGGUAGGCUAGUUGGGGGAGCUAAAGGGUUAAAUCUCUAAUUAUUGCUGUUUAACUGUUUGUUAUCAUAGUUGGUCAAUGCCUGGCAGGUACCAGUAUCAUGUCACCUCAGUCAAAUCAGCAGAGUGACUCCCAAUGUUAGUAAGAUCUAAGUUGCACGCAAAGCAAAUCCACAUCCAAAACAUUUUGAGAUGGUUUUUGUUAAGGCAUGAAAGAUGAUUUACACAAAUAAAUAGCAUGCAAAAAAAAAAAAAAAAAAAAAAAAAAAAAGGAAAAAAAAGUCCUUACAGAAAAAAGCAAGUUACUUAUGCCACAGUGAAACAUCAGUCUUAAAGUAACAAAUUUAGCUAAUCUGAAGGUGUUUUUAUUUUUACCAAAAAACCAGAACAUUUUUUUUUUCUUUAUUCUUUUGUAUAUAGCAGUUCACUUUUAUUUUUUCCUCCACAGUAUAAAAGGCUUAAAAUGGGUUAGGGGUGCAUUGCUUAUUGCAGUACUUAUGUCAGUUUGUGAGAGGUGUUUGAUGACUUUGACAGAAUAAAUAUCUAACCAGUUAUCCUUGUUACUGCUUUGCCAGAUCAACAUUAUUUAGUUAUUCAGCUUUUGCAAUAAAUGUUCUGAAUUCCUGAUUGUGUUGUGUUAGUUCUUGGGCAGAUGCCUAAGGGACUUUAUUGCUGUUAAUUUCUCUUUUUUCUGUUAUUGUUGGUUGGUUCAUUUCUUUGCUUUAUUCUGAAUUUCCAGUUAUUUUUCUAAGCAUGCCAUGGUCCAUUAAGUUAAUAUCUGUAUGUAUAAGACUGGAGUAUACAGCAAAUGAUAAAUCCUGAGGGCUAUAUUCUGCCAUUCCUAUGUAAGUAGGAACUUACUAAAAAUUAGUUAUUUGAAUUGGGUAAAUCUUUACUUACUCGGCACAAGGAUGACAGAAUCUAGCCCACAUUUGUUAGGACUAUGGAAUAGGCACAUGGAAUAAGCAUCCUUGCAUAAAUCUUUGUGAAAGUACAGGGGUAGCAUAUAGGAAAUACAGCACUUACCACACUUUGGUCAUUCUUUUGGGAGUAGAAUGAAGUCAUAUCAAAAUACAGUAGAUUCUUUCCUAUAGGGAAAAUUGAGUAGUUAAAUAAUAUUUUUGUUGCAGCACAGGAAAAAAAAAAACAACAACAAAAAAGAAAAUAUUGAACAACCUUGAAAAAUAUAUAGCAAUAGGAGUAUCUAUAUUUGAACAUGCUGGGUUUUAAAGCAGAGAUGCACUGACUUCUAUAUUAUAAGCGGAAAUACAAGAAUUAUUUGAAAACCCAAAUAACACCAAAUAGAUUAAAUUACAAAUGCCUUUUUAGAUGGAAUAUAUUUGGAAAUGUUUCUAUCAUGAAUAGAAAAUAAAAGAUGUGACUGUUGCUGCAGAAAGAGAACUAUAGUCUAUUCCAGUACUUUGUCCUAUUAUCAACCUGUGCAGGAAAAGCUAAAACAAAUUUGGUUUAAAUUGCAAGCAGGUGAAAAUUGUAUCUAAUUUUCUCAAAUUCUGUGUAAUUUUAUAAUCUUAAAACCUUACCCAGCUUUGAAAUUGUUAUUAAAAGAAAAACACCAGGAAAAAAUCCAAGAAAGAAGAAAAUGAAAGAGACCAAGAUGGAGGAAGGAAGGAAGGAAGGAAGGAAGGAAGGAAGGAAGGAAGGAAGGAAGGAAGGAAGGAAGGAAGGAAGGAAGGAAGGAAGGAAGGAAGGAAGGAAGGAAGGAAGGAAGGAAGGAAGGAAGGAAGGAAGGAAGGAAGGAAGGAAGGAAGGAAGGAAGGAAGGAAGGAAAUAUCUGCAGCGCUGAAAGUGCAUUUUAAUUCCAUUAAAGCUAAAUUCAUGUUUCCCAGACGUGUCCACAGAAUUUGAAUUUGGCCCUAAACAUGUAUUUAGUAAGUGCCCAUUCAUUCACAACCAUUUGGUUGGCUCAAUCAGUGUUAUCACUAGUGUUGUCUAAAACUCAGAAAUAAAAAGGAAAAAAAAAAAAAAAAAAAAAAAAAAAAAAAAAAAAAAAAAAGGAAAAU